UGAACAGAUAUGAGAAGGCUUGUUUGGAAAAGGGGGAGAGUGGCAUUUUUGGCUGGCUGGGCAUGAGGCCGAUUCUUUUGUUUUUGCACUCGUUGACCGCGGAUUCCAAUUAUGCCACUUUCUUUUGGGCCUGCGUGCAGUUGAUUGAAGCCUUUGCAAAGUGCCCAGGGUCGCGGCAGGUGGAAUCUCUUCUUUUUAUUACAGUUGACCGUAUUCACAGCGCUGCAAAGCAUAUUCAAAAUCAAUUGAAUCAGGCUGCGGAAACACCACGAUUUUCUCUGCCCGCAUUGCGGGAAGUGGGUAAUACCAUUCGCAGUGCGCUUGACUUUCUUUUGGUCCUUCUCCGUGUUCAGCUUGAAUGCGAAAAUGUGGCAAUUGAAAGCGGCAUGUUGGAGAUUCCCCCUGUCAUGGGCCGUAUCUUUGACAUUCUUAGCACAUCUUCGUCUGACCUUCUGGAGGCCUGGGCGACACUGCUCGAGAAAUUGGAGGACUGUAAGAUGCGUGAUUUGGUUCGGAAGUGUUGCCUUGGCGUGGUGCGGAACUUUUCUUUUCAGAUUGAGGAGCUAAUGAAAGUGUCGUCCAAGAAGGAGGACGAUGAACCACUGAAUGAAAUUCUUGAUACAUGCUACCAUUUCAUUGACACAUUUCUCAAGGGCGACGAUGAAUGA
Trypanosoma cruzi is the source of this 668-nucleotide messenger RNA. RefSeq lists its product as uncharacterized. The transcript has a single exon. Lineage: Eukaryota; Euglenozoa; Kinetoplastea; Trypanosomatida; Trypanosomatidae. The annotation marks the transcript as partial. The record is from RefSeq and is a predicted model, not a curated record.